Ipomoea nil (Japanese morning glory) is the source of this 1942-nucleotide messenger RNA. RefSeq names its product peroxisomal (S)-2-hydroxy-acid oxidase GLO4-like. Gene Ontology annotation, molecular function: oxidoreductase activity; FMN binding. Bases 30 to 1124 code for a protein of 364 amino acids. The transcript has 12 exons. Lineage: Eukaryota; Viridiplantae; Streptophyta; Magnoliopsida; Solanales; Convolvulaceae. The record is from RefSeq and is a predicted model, not a curated record.
UUAUCAUCAACCUUUCUCUAUCAGAAAGAAUGGCAGGUGAACCGGUUAAUGUGAAGGAGUUUCAAGAGCUUGCUAGGCAAGUCCUUACAAAGAUGAACUAUGACUUCUAUGCUGGGGGAGCUGAGGAUGAGCACACACUAAAAGAUAAUGAAAACGCUUUUCAAAGAAUCAUUAUUCGCCCAAGAGUUCUUAUUGAUGUGAGCAGAAUUGAUAUGUCAACCACAAUUUUGGGGUACAACACAUCCGCUCCCAUCAUGGUUGGCCCAACCGCCAUGCAUAAACUCGCACAUCCUGAUGGGGAAGUUGCAACAGCGAGAGCAGCAGCUGCAAGUAACGUCAUAAUGGGAUUGUCAUUCUCGGCAUCCAGAACGAUAGAGGAAGUCGCUGCUAGCGUCAAUGCUGUUCGCUUCUUUCAGAUCUAUGUUUUCAAAAGGAGGGACAUUACAGAAUUAAUGGUGAGAAGAGCUGACAGGAAUGGGUUCAAGGCAAUCAUUCUUACAGUUGAUACUCCUAGACUGGGAAGAAGGGAAGCAGACAUAAAAAACAGAUUUAUUUCACCUCCAUUGAAGAAUUUUGAAGGGCUUAUCUCCACCACAGUUGUCCCUGACAGUGGUUCGGGUCUUGAAGCCUAUGCAUCAUCGACUCUUGACAGUUCCCUCAGUUGGAAGGAUAUAGCUUGGUUAAAGUCGAUUACAAAUUUACCUAUUCUGCUCAAGGGGAUACUCACUCAUGAGGAUGCAAUAAAAGCAUUGGAAGUAGGAGUUGCAGGUAUUAUUGUGUCUAACCAUGGAGCUCGCCAGCUUGAUUAUACUCCAGCCACUAUAUCUGUUCUUGAAGAGGUAGUUCUUGCUGUCAAGGGAAAAGUUCCUGUCCUCUUUGAUGGAGGAGUGAGGCGAGGAACAGACAUAUUUAAGGCCUUAGCCCUUGGUGCACAAGCAGUUCUGAUUGGGCGACCAGUAAUCUUCGGGUUGGCAGCGAAGGGAGAAAAUGGGGUAAGACAAGUAAUAGAGAUGCUAAAGAAUGAACUUGAGCUGACUAUGGCCCUUUCUGGGUGCUGCACUAUUAAGGACAUAACCAGAAGCCAUGUGAGGACUGAGAAUGAGAGCCUUGCUUGCAGGCUCUAGUUUUCUUCCCCAAAAAUGCAUACAUUUCUUAUGGCUAUGUUUACAAAGACAGCUACUAAUAAAGCCAGACAGUUGUAAACUUGCAAUGAAGUGAUCCCAAGUUCCCUUCAUCUACAUGAGAAAAAUGAGGAAUUUGCAUUCAUCAACUCAAGGUUUAGAACCUUAUACAGUUAACAUGCUUAUAUGUAUCCAUUUACUAAGCAAAUUGCAUAAUGGCCAAGUAUAAAGCGAUUACUUUGUUUUCCAUUCCAAGAAACCAAACGAGAGGGGUGUUGAUUGGAAGAAGGUAGAGGCUCAGAUCUGAGUUGUAGGGGCAAAAGAGAAGCCAGAGCCGCCAUGGCUGCGAAGAACCGGCAAUCCGGGUCGCCCCGCCAAGGUACAGGUGGAUCGUCUCAAUUCCUGAAAGAGUAAAGCCCAGAAAGUGCAGUGGGAGAAGAAAUCAUCACAGCCUCAAGAAAGAAACACACAAAUUAUAUGAGAAUAGCUAGCUAGCUUUGAAUGUGAAGAUACUUAGUAGACAGCAGUAGUAUCUUUGUUUUAUGAAAAGGGCUGUUAGGUUUUCCGAUUGUGGAAUGAAAAUCAUGGGCACAACAGAGAGGGGUAACCGCCCUUUCAAGAAAAAUCCCUACUCUCUGUGUUGCCUCAUUUGUUUCUCCAUUUCUGGGCUAGGGACGGAGGGAGCUCAAUAGUCAACUCUAGCUUUAACACGGUUGAAACCAUUCCCUCCCAAUUCUGAUCCAUGUUUCUCUAAGAGUUAAUUCCGGUCCCUUGUCUUUGGUGGUAAUUUCAAAUUUAGUCUCAAAUUAUCAUUUUUGUCA